AUGGCACAAUCAAUGAUGAGAAAGAUUGCCAUGGGCAACAUGUUUGUUCUGGUCGGAUUGACGAGAAGAACUAGUUCACGAAGCCUGGUCACGGGCAAGAGCUUGACCAGCAAGAAGGUUCGAAAUGAAUUGCCGCCGGAGGGGGAGGUCACAAAAUCGGUGUUCAUGUCUCAAUCGACAGACAUCUAUACCAAUUUAGCACUGGAAGAUUGGAUGUACCGUAACAUGGACUUCAGUAACCACCAUGUGAUGAUGGUGUGGCGUAACGAGCCAUGCGUAGUUAUUGGCAAACACCAGAAUCCUUGGCUUGAGGCCAAUGUACCGUUCCUGGCUGAGAAAGAGAUAGCAUUGGCUCGACGUAACAGUGGUGGAGGCACUGUGUAUCACGACCGUGGCAACCUUAACAUUAGCUUCUUCACUCCUGUAGAGAGACAUGAUAGAAAGUACAAUUUGGAGCUCAUCAAGAGAGCACUGUACAGGGGAUUUGGAAUCAAAUCUUUCAUCAAUGAUCGCCAUGAUAUCAUUGUACAAGACAAAUAUAAAAUCUCUGGAACAGCUGCUAGAUUAUCACGUUUGGUUGCAUAUCACCACUGCACUCUUCUAGUCAAUGCCAACAAGGCAGAUCUCAGCAAGGCACUCGCCAAAAGAGAGCAUGGCAUACUGCAGACGACCGCGACGCCGUCGACGCCCUCGCCGGUGCGGAACCUGGCGGAUGUGGACAACAAGGUGACCGUGGAGGCUUUGCAAACGGCCAUCGGGUACGAGUACCUGAGGACGACGGCUCUGCGCCUGGUUGACGGCGGCGAACGGCAGAUCCUGAAACAGAGAGGCUUCCAAUUCGUAAACCCCACUGAUGACUGGUUCCCUGGUCUUUCGGAGUUAAAGAAUGACUUAGAAUCAUGGGACUGGACGUACGGUCGAACGCCUAUGUUCACUGUGAGUCGAUCGUUCCCGGUGCCCGCGGAACUCCUCGCUCCGUCCAGAGUGUACUCCGCUACCCAGGAGUUGGUCAUCACUAUGACAGUGGAAAAGGGCCUUAUCGAUGACGUCACACUGAACAUUCCUCCCGGCUUAGUGGAAUCCGGUUUCCACGGCGAGGCGUCGGUUAUAACUCAUCUCAAAGGAAAGAGGUUCACUUCGGAAGCCCUCUCGGCUCUCGAGGACGCGAUGCUAACACGUCGUUCUACUAGAGACGUGAAAAAGUUGGACGACAAAGAGCAGUUUGUCGCCAAAUGCUUCGAUCAAGUCGUUAAUACUAUCUAGUUUGUUUUAUAUAGACCAUCCAUUAAUUAAGUCGCAUCAUCAGGCGAAGAAAUGGUCCACUAAGUUCUGUGACAAACAUAUUUUUGUCGAUUAUGUAGUUCAAACGAGAUUUAUAAUCGGUAUUUUCUGUAUUAGAGAACUUCAGCUUGGGCCACAACUAAUGAAUGAGAGCGAAUACAAAUAAAACGAUAA
This is a messenger RNA of Maniola jurtina (meadow brown), 1455 nucleotides long. It is a transcript of the gene Lipt1, whose product is annotated as lipoyltransferase 1, mitochondrial. Gene Ontology annotation, molecular function: lipoyltransferase activity. Gene Ontology annotation, biological process: protein lipoylation. The coding region runs from base 1 to 1263 and encodes 420 amino acids. Gene Ontology annotation, cellular component: mitochondrion; cytoplasm. The transcript has 4 exons. The record is from RefSeq and is a predicted model, not a curated record. NCBI's taxonomy places the organism in Eukaryota, Metazoa, Arthropoda, Insecta, Lepidoptera, Nymphalidae.